AUGUCGAGACAAGAAGCGAUCGAAGCGGCUUCGUUCACGUCCAAACACAAAUUGACGUCCAAUGGCCGACGGUGCCCGUGUUGUAUGCUCGAAACUCGUCUGCAGAUCGACGACGCGCUGUUCGGCACACCGGCAAUGCGGUGCCUACGCUUCCCACCACAUCCGCACCGCUUGCCCGUGAAUCACCGACGCACACGCAAUGCACGUACCCCGCACCGCCCGCCCGAAAAGUCCGUUAAAUUAUUUCCUUUUUAA
This is a messenger RNA of Macrosiphum euphorbiae (potato aphid), 255 nucleotides long. Lineage: Eukaryota; Metazoa; Arthropoda; Insecta; Hemiptera; Aphididae. The record is from the annotation of a GenBank genome assembly.